AUGAGUCCAUCCGAAAAGAAGAGGCCUAAGAAUAUAGUGAUUUUCAAGAUCCAAGAAAACAAACUGCAGGACAAGACAAAGCAACCUGCCAGCAAACUAAUUGAACGAGACCGACUUAAAAUGGUGUUAAGAAAUUUGUCGUUCUUGAAGCUACUCAAGAGCUCGAACCAUCGGAUCCAAGAGCUGCAUAGCUUGGCUAGAAGGUGCUGGAAUUCAAUAAUCAGAGUUCCCAAGAUGCUCCAAAUCUCCUCUGGGGACAGUGUCUGCAAGAAAGUGAAAGAAAAGAAGGAAGAGCUCCAGGAAGCUGGGUCCCUGAAAAAGCAACUGGAGUCCCAGAAAGUGGAGUCCAUAGGGGAACCUAAGGAGCUAAAGGAUUGGAAGCCCAAGGUGGAGUCAAAGCUGGAGAACAAGGCAAAAGAGUCACCUGUAGCAGUGCCAAGAAAACAGGAUCCUGAGGGUGCAAGGACAUCAAGGGGUGUUGGGCUGAGAACAGGAGUCCAGAGGAGGGAGAUCCGCCCUCAGGGUCCCAGAGUCCUCUUCUUGAAGGCCUAUCAUCACCGAACUCCCAUGGGAGACAAGAAGCAGCUGGGUAUGGGUGACCAGUGGGUCUGGUUUGAUGGACUGCCCACUCGAAUCCAUGUCCCAGGGCCUCGGGUCAUGUGCAGACCCUCUAGCUUACGCUGGGCUAAGCGCUGCUGCACCCGUUUGUGCUCUGCAUCACUUCAGAUGCCUAUGCGCCGAAAAUACAAGGUGGGUGUGGCGACACCACUGCAGGGCUGGGGUGAGAUGCAGAGCAAGAGCAGGGCUUGGGAUGUGGAGUCUUAA
Molecule: messenger RNA, 825 nt
Organism: Dipodomys ordii (Ord's kangaroo rat)
Lineage: Eukaryota; Metazoa; Chordata; Mammalia; Rodentia; Heteromyidae
Gene: Tp53tg5
Product: TP53 target 5
Exons: 4
Coding region: 1-825 (274 amino acids)
Source: RefSeq, a predicted model, not a curated record